This is a messenger RNA of Exophiala xenobiotica, 2902 nucleotides long. RefSeq lists its product as uncharacterized. The transcript has 5 exons. Bases 60 to 2219 code for a protein of 719 amino acids. Lineage: Eukaryota; Fungi; Ascomycota; Eurotiomycetes; Chaetothyriales; Herpotrichiellaceae. The record is from RefSeq and is a predicted model, not a curated record. Gene Ontology annotation, biological process: regulation of DNA-templated transcription; DNA-templated transcription. Gene Ontology annotation, molecular function: DNA-binding transcription factor activity, RNA polymerase II-specific; zinc ion binding; DNA binding.
GUAGGAUGCCAGACGGGGAUAGCCGCUUGACGCUGUGAAUCAAGUCAGGCAGAUGGAGGAUGGAGUCGACAAUGGCCUACAGGCGCCGAAGCGAAAGAGAACCUCCUUGGCUUGCAGGUGAGGUGUGGACACGGGCAGAGAGGAGACCAAAAGCUGAUUUCACAAGCCGUUGUCGGAGGCAGAAGUUGAGAUGCAGUGGCACAAAGCCUUCCUGCACAGCUUGUGUGCAGCGCGCAGCGACAUGCGAUUAUCAAGACCCACGGCUCAACCGAGUCAAGUUUGUGAUGCAAAAGCCCUGCAAGGAUGCUGAUCCGAAGCGCAAUGACGGUCCUGUCGACGGAAAUGCGCCUGCUACGUCGCUGGCUAAGGAGGUCAAUACCAUUGUUGUCCCUGACAAGAUCGUCGAAACUCGAUCAAUCAGAAUUCCCUUCUUUCGCUGGUUUGGUCCAACAGGCAUCGCUCCCGGGUACAAGAAGAUGUUGUUCGAUGUUAGGCAUCCAUCUCAGCAAGAUGCAGAGGACCCUGAAGCUCUUCCACCAGCCGAGGACGAGAGUAAAGUCCACACGAGCAUACGAGAAUCGGCAGCUGCGUCCGUCUUCGAGACUGACGGCAUCACUCCCGCUCCUCGAGUGCUGGGUCCUUUGUUGGACACCUUUUUCGAUCACUACGGCUGCCACUUCCCAUUCUACCGUCGCGAUGCUUUCACUGUACUGGUCAAAGAUCGAAAGGUAUCGGCUCUGGUCCUGAACAGCAUCUGUGGCCUUUCAGCCCGCUUCAGCCCUUUGCCAGAAUUUCAGGACUACCCCCUUUACCUGAGAGGCGACAUCUUCGCGCAAAAAGCCAAGGUGCUUCUUGUACCCUUGCUCAACCUCCCCAGCUAUGACGUUGUAGCUAGCAUCUUGAUGCUAGUAUGGCUGGAGCUAGCGAGCAACCACGACGUAGGGGUCUGGAUGUAUAUGGGAAUGGCUUGUCGUAUGGCCAUGGACCUCGGUAUGCACAAAGCCGCAAUUUCUGGUCCUGAUAAACUUGCCCCUGAGGAGUACUGGACUGUUUCGAGAACUUGGUUCAGCGUGCAUCACCUCGACCAUAUCAUUUCCUUUGCAACCGGACGCCCCUUGAGCAUUGAGCGCAAGUAUAUCGACGUGCCAUGGCCCCGCAUUGAUGCCAAUGCAGCACUUCCAUCACCCUUUCCCAGUAUGGUUGUCAUCAUGCAGACUUUGGGUUUGCUUCACGACGAGCUUAAUAACAUCAACCAACUUGCGGAACUGGCCGACAGCACCAGAGAGAAGCUUCUCCGUUACAACGACGAACUCAUCAACUACUACGCUCACUUGCCACCGGCGCUGUCAUUUGACAUCCACAACUUCCAGUCGUACGUGGCUACGGGUGAGGGCGGCACAUAUCUGAUGCUUCAUUUGUGGUUUCAUGCGAUAGUGAUAGGGCUUCAUCGGCCAGGGCUACGGUACGGACAAGAAGCCCGAGCUAAGAGUAUUUGCCUCACGCUAGAAAGUCGAGGGAUUGCUCUCUCGUCUGCGAGAACGAUCACUUCGAUUCUCAACCUGGUCGAGGUCGUUGACACCAGGACUCUGGUCUCCAGUCCAUUUAUUGACCAAGCAGUCGAAGUGGCGGGCUUGGUCUUUAUUGCCGAAUCAUCAUCCACAUCGAACCCGCUCAAAAGAAUCACGAGCCGGUCGAACUAUGAUGUAUGUCUCAGAACGCUGCAGAGACUUAUUACAUACUGGAAAGGAGUCAGCUGGGUUACUACAACCAUGGAGCAGCAAGCUGAAGGCAUAAGAGAAACCGACCCAGCGGAAGGCAGCGUGGAUCCGCACAGUCUCAUAGAAUUACAGGACACCAAAAUGAUUCAGAAGCUGUUUGAGAAGAUGCGACAGUCCAUGCCCAGACGAACAAUCACCAAAGCUCAAGAAUCUAUCGGAGUCGGCUUCAGUGGCCUAACGAACGACUCCAGCCAAGGUAAUGUUAUGAUUCUGCAGCCAAACAGCCCAAGCAUUGGCGAUCAGAUGAAUUACACUGGCGGGCCCCAUUCAGCUCCGAUCGGGGCUCGUAAGUACGCCUUCUCAGAACAACAUUUCACCUCGGAGUCUGCACUCAUAGGUGGCGAAUCUUGGCACUCCUGGAUCGACGACAGAUUCUUGGAAGACCUCGAUCUGACGUUUGAGACACUGCCGGCCCAGAUGGCGAAUUCCCCGAAUUCAUAAGGUGUGAGCACCGCUAUACCAUGUUUUUUGGUCGAUCGACCGGUCAAGUCAGAACUGGUUCUGCCCUCGUUGUCGAGAAUACUUCUGGUCGGAUGAUUAAGCGGCAGGCACUAUGCAAAGGUACCAGGAGGCACCUUGCAGACUGCGAACCCUCCGAACUGAAGGACACCUGUACUGAUGUAAAGGUCGAGAUAUGGGUCGCCCGCCGCCGCCGUUUGGAAGCUGAUUACCGAACCAUCGUUGAAAUAAGCAAGCUCCGGAGCAUAACCCUUCGCCUGUCUGAGGCGAAGCGCCGCGGCCGGUACCAACAAAUCUUUACCGAGCGACUUCACGUUUGCAAGAUACUUUGGCAGAUCUUCCAACGUGGGGAACACUACAUUCUGUUAGGCAAGUGCAACUACUGUGCGAUAGUUCCCUACCUGAAACGAGCAGAUCUCCCGUCGUAGGCAAGAUAUUGAUAUUGUCUGCUGCGGCGCCCAGAUCCUGCCAUAUAGAUCAGCAGAAUACCUUGGCGUUUGAAGAGUUGUUUUCUGCUUACCACCAUUUGGAGCUGGGUCACGGAUUUGUCUUUGUCUAUCUCGAAUAUCGUUACGGUCCCAUUCUUGGAGUCUCCCACAAAUAAUCGAUCCUUCCACAGGUUGAGACCAUUUGCACCCGGGAAGGUGUCUGUCACUUGUCUGCAC